Leptopilina heterotoma is the source of this 1951-nucleotide messenger RNA. RefSeq names its product guanine nucleotide-binding protein subunit beta-5 (gene Gbeta5). Gene Ontology annotation, cellular component: cytoplasm; heterotrimeric G-protein complex. Bases 507 to 1565 code for a protein of 352 amino acids. The transcript is spliced from 6 exons. Gene Ontology annotation, biological process: G protein-coupled receptor signaling pathway; G protein-coupled dopamine receptor signaling pathway. NCBI's taxonomy places the organism in Eukaryota, Metazoa, Arthropoda, Insecta, Hymenoptera, Figitidae. The record is from RefSeq and is a predicted model, not a curated record. Gene Ontology annotation, molecular function: protein binding; signaling receptor complex adaptor activity.
UGAGGCCCUGAAGUCAAACUCAAAAUGGCGGACUUGCAUUGAGAAAACGUUUGGAGAAAAAGUUUAUUCUUUCGGAAAUGUUGUUAAAUACAAUUGAACGCGUGUAACAAGUGAUUAGAACAACCGUGGAAAAGAAUAAUUGCUUUAGAAAACAAAUAAUCGAAACAUGAAAGUCAGUUGAGUGUUCGUCGUGUUUAUUCCUGUGCGUGUUAAGCAAAAGAAGGAAUCAGAGAUCUCUCGCAGAAUGACUAAUAUACUCAGAUCAAGUUCAACUACAUCAAUUCGGUGAUGGAGCUUUUUACAAUAAUUUAUCGAUUAUCCGAAAAAUCUUUUUUCAACCUUAAAUUAUCAAAGGUUGAAAAUCCAAAAAUUUGCCAAAGAGAUGCUGAAUUUAUAAUGGAGACGGAGUUAAUUCCCAGAAAUUGUUAGUGAGAAAUGAAUCAAUAAGUUGGCGGAAAUGAUCUAAAUUUAAAGGGACAUAGAAAUUUUCGAGAAAAGAAUUAUCAAUGAAAAGUAUGGACUCAGCAACGGAAUUGGAGCAUAUUGAGAAGCUCGUGAAGGAGGCGGAGACAUUAAAAAUUCGUCUCGAGGAUGAGAGGCAGAAGUUAAACGACGUUACUCUCGCAACUGUUGCUGACAGACUUGAGGCUAUAAACUGUAUUAAUGUGAAACCUAGGAGAGUAUUAAAGGGACAUCAGGCGAAGGUACUUUGCUCUGAUUGGUCACCAGAUAAGAGACACAUUGUUUCUUCAUCGCAGGAUGGCAAAAUGAUCAUAUGGGAUGCUUUUACCACCAAUAAAGAGCAUGCAGUUACAAUGCAGACAACUUGGGUCAUAGCUUGCGCUUAUGCUCCCAGUGGAAUGCUAGUGGCUUGCGGGGGCCUGGACAACAAAGUCACGGUUUAUCCUUUGAGUCUUGAGGACGAUGUAUCGGCGAGAAAGAAAACAGUUGGAACUCAUACGUCGUAUAUGUCUUGUUGUGCAUUUCCAAAUAGCGAUCAGCAAGUGUUGACUGGAAGUGGCGAUAGUACUUGUGCUCUUUGGGACGUUGAGAGUGGACAGCUUUUGCAAAAUUUCCACGGACAUUCGGACAGCGUGAUGUCCAUUGAUUUGUCGCCCAGCGAAACGGGCAAUACAUUUGUGUCAGGAAGUUGCGACAAAAUGGUCUUCAUCUGGGAUAUGCGGAGUGGACAAUGCGUUCAGAGUUUUGAGGGACAUCAGUCCGAUGUCAAUUCGGUGCGCUUCCAUCCUAGCGGCGACGCGGUGGCAACAGGUUCGGACGACGCAACCUGUCGCCUCUUUGAUCUUCGGGCCGAUAAGGAAGUUGCAGUUUACGCAAAAGAGAGCAUUAUUUUUGGAGCAAACGCCGUUGAUCUCAGUGUUAGCGGACGUCUGUUGUUCGCUGGUUAUAAUGAUUAUACCGUGAACGUUUGGGACACAUUGAAAUGUCAACGUGUUGCUCUUCUAUACGGACACGAGAAUCGAGUCUCUUGUCUCCGUGUUUCUCCCGAUGGAACCGCAUUGUCUACCGGAAGUUGGGACACAACUCUUCGUGUCUGGGCUUAAUUUUCAAAUCACAUCAUAUUUCUAUAUCCGCCCUUUUCUCUGUGCACAAUAUUUGAUUAUUAUUUCUCAAAAUAGCACAAAAAAGAAAUGAUAUUUAAACGCAGUAUUUACAAUAAAAAAAAAGAAAAUUUUACCAAACGCGGUAUUUCAAGAAAUCAUUGAUAUUGUUACUAGUCGAUAUAUACCUAAGUAAAAGUAAUGAAUAAAAAAAAAGAAAAAUAAAAAACAUUGUAGAUGCGUAUUAGGUAAUGAAUUAACUGUUAGACUUUUCCCAUGUGUCGUUUUAGAUUUGAGGAAAUUGUGUUAGGCUGGCCCUAAAUUAUACUGGUCAGAGAAAUUAUCCCUGUUGAGAUUACAAAUGGAAAAUAAAAAUUUAGAGAACGUGA